GGCAGAUUCGCUGGCUAAUUAUAUUGCUGCAGGGACAUCACCUAAUCAUUGGAAGGCUUCUGUGGCGUUGCCCAUAAACCUCGUACGGCUGAGGGCUUCGCCUCCCCCAUUCCCUUCUAACUUCACCCACGUGCUCCUUUUCCCCAAGAGCUUCUCCAUCCUUGCAAUCCGUUCUGUGGAUAUGCAACAGCACUCAUCCUAUGUGACCCCAAUUCCCAGCAUGCAUAUCGUGUGGGAUCGCUCGCCACCAUCAUUCUCUCUGGAUGUGGCUCGCUCCCAGCAGCUGUACAAUCCCGGCCUCUUACUGUACGGUGGAGGAGGCAGGCACCUCCCUGAUGCUGAUGAUGCAUCGCACCAGCACGGGACAAUCCCACCGUUGACGUGAGCGGCAUUUCACAUUGGGUACCAAUUCUUGACAUACCCUGUAUUCAGAUACAGUCAUUCCAUGAUCUUAACCGAGCAUGAUCAACAUUUUCCGAGCCAUUUGACACGAACCUCAGUCAUCGUGUCCGCCUUAGGAAUACAUGGAACUCGAGAUUAUGCUUCGGACACACUGUGCCAAGCUGACGAUGCUGCAGACGUUGAGGUGUCCAUGCCUCCCUACGCACAUACCCUCCCAGACGUCCGAGCGAAUACCCUCGACUUGAUGAAUGGAGUCUGGCAUUGGGGUGCUCAAAAUGUGGGGGUACAUAAUCCUUUUCCCGUUACUUCAUCGACCAGUCGCGCCGAGGAAUGUGGAGGCUCGUUGAUGGUUCAGCACCCCCAGCUACCACUACGUGAUGCCUGCUCCCAUUGCACUGACGAUGCCGUACAAAUGGGUGAAUCGACGUGGAAUACAGUUAUCGAGGGAAGUUUUUUAAUCCCGGAACCCUCGGAGGACCCCAUGGUUGUCAGGAUGUGCAAACCUUCCUCGGUUCGAAUGAAUCGUUUCCCCCAUUUUCCAAUUGGGCACCGCCCCCUUCUCAUGGACUGCUCACCGGGGCCGUUCCGAGGUCCACAUGUACCUCAAUCGUAUCAAACAUUGCUAAUGAAACCACAACGAACGUGGGGACGAUACCCUUCCUACUCCAUCGCACUGCGCUCCAGCCUGGAGGGGGGGACAAUUGUGAAAGGAUGGACGGAAAUUGUCACGCUUCUGGCAAGAUGGCACUAUUGUCAUAUUCAAAUGAGUCGUGGCAUCAGGAACAACUGUGCGGAUCGGGCACACCAACUAUGUCUGUGCUGUCAACCUACCACGUAGACCCCUCAAAUUCCGCUACCUUCUUCGGCCACCAGGACGGUGUGCAAAGAGCACCAAACUACUACGAUAUAUCCCAGUCUUGUUAUCCAAAUGCAG
Molecule: messenger RNA, 1336 nt
Organism: Pisolithus orientalis
Lineage: Eukaryota; Fungi; Basidiomycota; Agaricomycetes; Boletales; Pisolithaceae
Exons: 6
Coding region: 446-1240 (264 amino acids)
Source: RefSeq, a predicted model, not a curated record